AUGCCUGGAGCUCAAGAUGUACAGAAGAAGGCGCUCUGCAAUUUGCUCUAUCGCCCAAAUGAGCCGACUUUUGCGCCCAAGAACCACACCAUCUACGAAAUCCCGCAAUCGGCGAUGCUGGACAAGUACAAGGGCUUCGGACAGGAUCUCGAGUCGAGAUUCAGUGAGACACCGGGAGACAAGGAGCGAGUGAAUGUGAAGGAGAUCAAGUGGCCGGACUUGGAUUUUGCUCUCGUCAUCAAGCGCGAGGAUGCCUUCAAUAUCUUCCACGGACCGCACAACGCAAUUGCCGGGAAGCUCAUUGAGCUGUUCUUCAAGAUCGAGAAAGCUGAGGAUCUGCUGGCGUGUGCGGUGUACGCGCGCGAGAGGGUGAAUCCGUAUCUAUUCGUGUACACCUUCUCUGUCGCCAUGACACAUCGCGAGGACACCAAGGACAUCCUGCUGCCCGACUGUCUCUUGGCCUUCCCCACGAAGUUCCUGCCGAAAUCCACCAUGGCGGAGGCCAAGGAGCUCUGCUACGUUGUGCCGACGGAUCUGCGGAAGCCGAUUGUGAUUCCGCGCAACUGGACAGCAACUGACCUGGAUCCCGAGCACCAGAUGGCAUUCUUCCGCGAGGAUCCUGGCAUCAAUCUUCAUCACUGGCACUGGCACUUGGCCUACCCCUUCAUGGGGCCCAUGGAGAUUGUGAACAAGGACCGUCGCGGAGAGCUCUUCUACUUCAUGCACAACCAGAUGAUCAAUCGCUACAACUGCUCGAGGAUCUGCGUUGGACUGCAUCGUGUGGAGCCGUAUGAGAACUUCCUGGACGACGUGGCGCCAGCUUACUAUCCCAAGCUGGACAACCACAACUCAUCCAGAAUGAUCAUCGGCCGCCAGAGGGGCUUCAAGUGGAAGACCAUCAACGGUGUUACGAGUCCGGCUGUCACUUGCCAGGACAUGAUUACAGUCGUGGAGAGAAUCAAGACCGCCAUCAACUUGGGCUACGCCAUUGGCCGCAACGGAGAAAAGCACCCUCUGACGGAGGCAAAGGGCAUCGAUGAUCUGGGAAACAUGGUGGAGUCUUGCAUGCUUUCCCCGAACAUGGGAUACUACAGCAGUCUGCACAACACGGGACACAUGUUCUUCGCCCUGGCCGCAGACACGACGACAGUCAAGUAUCUCGAGCAACCGGGCGUCAUGGCGGACACAUCGACUGCUAUGCGCGAUCCCGUCUUCUAUCGCUGGCACAAGUUCAUCGACAACCUCUUAUCUGAGUACAAGUACACGCUGGCGCCCUACACUGACGAGCAGCUCGCUUGUCCGGGCAUCAAAGUGGACAAGGUCAACUUGAUCGUCAACCAGAAGUACACAAAGGAGCUCUGCACCUUCUGGCAGUGGGAUGACGUCAACAUGUCGCUAGGAUUGGAUUUCAAUGGCGACGGCAGCGAGCCUGUGUACAUUCGCUUCUGUCACAUCAACCACGAAGAAUUCGUCUACAAAAUCAACGUGACGAAUUCCACGGAUAAACCCAUAAAGUGCACCGUGAGAAUCUUCAUGUUUCCCGUGAGGAAUGAGAACGGAACAAACUUCGAAAUGGACAUGUUCCGCAGGAAUGCCAUAGAAAUGGACAGGACAACAGCGACUUUUCCUCCCGGUGAAACGAAGUUCUUCCGCAGCUCCAAGGACUCAAAUGUCACUGUGCCAUUUGACAGGACUUUCUCCACUGCUUGGAAGCAAGAUGCCGAAACGCUGCGCUCUAUGCAAGCCUCCAUUUGCGCUUGUGGUCUGCCUCACUAUCAUCUCCUGCCAAUUGGCACUGCCGAUGGUUUUCCCUGCAAUCUCUUCGUCAUGCUGACGCCGUACGAGCUGGACAAGACCAACGAUGACAUUAAUGUCGCCUGCAAUGACAACGCCGUCUUCUGUGGCAUCAAGGAUCGCAAGUAUCCGGACAAGAGAGCCAUGGGAUUCCCCUUCGAUCGCGUUCUCAUGGCUCCAAGCAUAGAAGAGUUCGCGAAGCGCGACAACAUGGCACUGCUGGACUUCAAGAUCAAGCACAAGGACAUUGCGGUGAAAGGACCUCACUGCAUGCCGGAUGCUGACUACUGAAUCCUUGACCCGAAACAAUGAUGAUGACCUCAAGCUAAUGCCACUGGACAACUCUCUCAGACCGCAGAAUCUUUAAUCAAUCAGCAGUGAAAAAAAGUGUUAAAUCAGCUACGCCGAAGAAAUACAAUCUAUAGAAAAUGUAAGAAGUGCCAUAGCAGGAUACAAUUUACGAGAAUUGCUUGAAAUACAUGUAUAACAUAUGGAAUAAAUAAUAUA
This is a messenger RNA of Phlebotomus argentipes, 2301 nucleotides long. RefSeq names its product phenoloxidase 2-like. Gene Ontology annotation, molecular function: oxidoreductase activity. The record is from RefSeq and is a predicted model, not a curated record. Bases 1 to 2085 code for a protein of 694 amino acids. NCBI's taxonomy places the organism in Eukaryota, Metazoa, Arthropoda, Insecta, Diptera, Psychodidae. The transcript is spliced from 2 exons.